Messenger RNA from Thalassophryne amazonica, 1744 nucleotides. RefSeq names its product leucine rich repeat containing 59 (gene lrrc59). Gene Ontology annotation, molecular function: protein binding. The transcript has 8 exons. Bases 189 to 1163 code for a protein of 324 amino acids. The record is from RefSeq and is a predicted model, not a curated record. Lineage: Eukaryota; Metazoa; Chordata; Actinopteri; Batrachoidiformes; Batrachoididae.
UGCAGCGUCGUUCAGUUUGUGACGUGGAUUUUCAAUCAGGCAGUCAGUGGAUCCAAAAAUCUGACUUUUCGGUGUUUUGGAGAUUUUCCAUAAAAUUUUCUGUAGUGAGAACGUUGGGGACGUUUAUUUUUUUCAGCAUUCAUUCCACUGGAAUUCUGUAUUUGGCAGCUUUUAUAACAGAGAGCAGAAUGAGUAAAAACAGCAAAGUGUUGAACCUGAAGGAUAAAAUCAGUGGGAAUGAAGUGGACCUGAGCCUGUGUAACCUCACAGAGGUUCCAGUCAGGGAGCUGGCUGCAUACCCCAAAGCAACUGUUCUGGAUUUGUCUUGCAACAACAUCAUUUCCCUUCCUCCAGAAUUCUGCAACCUGAACCAUUUGGUGAAGGUGGAUCUGAGUAAAAACCAGCUGAGCAGCCUGCCGGAGGAUGUGGGGAACCUGAUCAACCUCCAGCACCUAGACCUGUACAACAACAAGCUGAGCGUCUUGCCAGUCAGCUUCUCUCAGCUCAGGAGUCUGAAGUGGCUGGAUUUGAAGGACAACCCGCUGGAGCCCACCCUGGCCAAAGCAGCGGGAGACUGUCUGGAUGAAAAGCAGUGCAAACAGUGCGCCACCAGGGUUCUGCAGCAUAUGAGAGCCAUUCAGGACGAGGUAGACCAUGCACGAGAGAAACGCCUUUUGAGGGAAAGAGAGCUGGAGAAGAAAAAGGAGGCGAGGCAGAGGGAGCGGGAGGCCAGAGAGAAGGAGGCUCGUAAAAGGGAGAAGGCAGAAGAGAAGGAGAAGCGGAGGAAAGAGUAUAACGCUCAGGUGGCUGCCUUGGCUGCACAGGAGCAACAGAAGAAGAAGAACGAUGAGAAGAAGAAGAAGAAGAAUGGACAGACAGCAGUUAAAAAGGUCACCAUGGAAACGGUGCCUAAACCUCAAUGGUCUUUCACUGGCCUGAUAUUCAAGUUCAUCCUCCUGCUGCUGCUGGGAUUGGCUGGAGCUGUAUGCAUUUGCCAGCUGACCAACCUGCGGCACGAAUCUAUUUGUGUUCCAGUUAACGUCGCUGUGGACAAUGGCCUAUCGUGGGCCUGGGAGCAGGAGGGUGUGGUUAGAGAAUUGGUGCAGAAUCUGUCUUUUAAGGUGAAAGAGCUGGUUGAACCUGCAACCGCAUCCAAAAACUAACUCGACAGGCUGAUUUCCACCUUUACCCAUCAUUUGUAUCCCCCCCCCUUAAACUGAUUCAUGAAUCCCUUUAGGGUGAGCAACCUCGUGUCCCUUUGCCCUGUUUUUGUGGUGCUGGGAGGUGAAGUCUGUACAAAUUAGAUGUGCAAAACUCAUCUUAAAUUCCUAUGGAAUUGUUGUUGCUCUGACUCUCUUCAUACAAAGAUGUUUUUAUAGAUGCAGUCUUAAAUGACACCCUGCUGACCGAGUUCCAGUGUGUAGGACCGGCAGCACCACGUGCGUCACACAGUGAGCGGGCUGGAUUUGAGAAACGCUGAGUAAAAUGUCAGGCAGCCGUGUUUGUGCUGCACUGACAUGUAAAGUCAGUAGUGUGAAUGUAAAACAGAGCCUUUUAUAUGAUUCUAUCACUCAAACCAGCUAAAUCACACCAAAAUAUUCUCAAAGUGCAUUAUGCAAAUUGACCAGGCGUGGUGUUGUGAGGGUGUCUGCAUGCAAACAAAGCUGCUUUGGUGGUCUGCUGCACUAGUUCAUGUACAGAUGUGUCCAUGAUCGAGCAUCAGUAAUAAUAAAAAAAUCAUUUA